Anopheles moucheti is the source of this 664-nucleotide messenger RNA. Its product is annotated as adult cuticle protein 1-like. Lineage: Eukaryota; Metazoa; Arthropoda; Insecta; Diptera; Culicidae. The record is from RefSeq and is a predicted model, not a curated record. The coding region runs from base 97 to 474 and encodes 125 amino acids. The transcript has 2 exons.
UGCAGUGUCGAACGAAACGUGUUGCAAGUGCAAAAACUCUUUUUCUCCGUUCCAGCAUUGCUCCACUCCAAAGAUAACAAACCAUUUAGUGCAACCAUGAAGUGCAUCGUAGUUCUUGUCCUUGCCGCUACCGCGCUCAUUGCUGAUGGUUCCGUGAUUCCGAUUGCUCUGGCCCCGGGAUAUGCGAUCGCUGCACCGGCCGGUCUAGCCAUUCCCGGAGCCACCGUUAUCCAGUCUAAUCCGGCUCCUACGAUCAUUCACGCCCUGCCGGCACCGAUCGCUGUAGAUCUGUCCGGUACUCCUACACUGCUGCUGGCGCCAUCACCGGCCGGUCCAGCUAUUGUGGCUGUUGCUCCUGCACCUGCUGCCACGGCCGUUUCGGCUACCCGUGGAGCUGUCCAUGUGGCCCCACUGCCAGGACAUGCUGUGUCGCAGACGCAACUCAAUCUGGCCGCAGCACCAGGAACUGAGUAGUGCCCAAAUCACAACUUCAACUAGUGUGUUCUUAAGGGAUCGCUGCUCCAGGACGUGACUGCUUAGUCAAUUUCAUUCCCAAAUUCUGACACGUCCUGGGAAUGGAGAUGCCAGACCGAAAUAUACUAUUCUGCCCACCCGAUAUGCUUUAUCUACGUCAACUUGUGCACAAAAAAUAAAUGCAAGCUUC